AUGAGUUCCUCCGAUGUGUCAAUCACGCUGUCAAUAUCGCAGCUUCUCCAAUUCCAGGUCGUUGCAGGACUUGUCGACAUGCAGCCCAACCUACAGCUCAAACCAACACCUCAGCCGACCUUCGCGCCUGUAUCUUCAGAACUGUCGUCGGUCGACAUCAAGGUCGAGACGCAGUACGUUGGCGGCCAGCGUGUACUGCGCAUCUUCGCCUUACCCAGCCCUGGCCAUCCGAACUUCUAUAAUACCCCUUCGUCCUUUCUCGCACCACCGACUUCAAAUCCUCUUCAGUGUUUGACAUCCGGCAGUGCAAAUGCAAUGUCGGACUGCGCUUCAACGGCUACGUCACCAGACGACUUCGACUCCUUCACUCAAGAUGAACUCCUUGGCAGCUACAACAACAUCUUUUCUACGUCAUCGGCAUCAACGCCAGAGAAAACUGCGCCGAACUGUCUGUCGCUUCCCGAACACCAAUGGCAGCCGUCGAUGAAUACUACAGCCUUACAAGCUUGUCCAUAUCUCAGCAUAGCCAACUCACCACAAUAUGUCGCCCCCACCUCGCCACCCUAUUCUAUUCCUUCCACCGCCAGUACACCGACUUUCUCGACACCCGCUGAGGAGGAUACCACGGGCCCUCGCAAGCGACCUCGCCGAUUCCCAUGCCUGGAUCCAUCGUGUCCACGGAGAUUUGCAAACCAGUACACUCUGCAGCUUCACAUGACGACGCACCAGGAAAUUCGCAAAGAGCCGUAUCAUUGCGAAAUGGGGUGCUCAGAAACCUUUUCGCGGCAGCACGAUCGUCUGCGCCAUGAAGUCGCUCGGCACGGGCGGGUAUCGGAGUGGACGUGCAACCGGUGUAGACAUGUGUUCUCCACUCAGUCGACGCGAAAUAAGCACAAGUGCCCGGAUCUUAUCCCUGCCGAUAACUAUCGUUCAUGA
Molecule: messenger RNA, 936 nt
Organism: Coniophora puteana RWD-64-598 SS2
Lineage: Eukaryota; Fungi; Basidiomycota; Agaricomycetes; Boletales; Coniophoraceae
Exons: 5
Coding region: 1-936 (311 amino acids)
Source: RefSeq, a predicted model, not a curated record